CAACCUGCCAUGGAUUUGACAACGUACGGCGGACAGUCCGCAGUUGGCGGUCACAUACGGCAGGCACUUCUCUCCGCUCACGUUAUCCUUCCUCGCGAUGCUGUUGAUAAUGUAUUCGGUGCCGCCGAGAGGAGCGCGUGCCUGUGACCCGGAUGGCAGAUCGAUGGUCUAGAUCAGAGAGGGAAGUUUACCUCCAGCGACCCGAGCCCAGACGCGCUCCUGGCGGAUCACUGCACGGCGGUUUACCCGUUGAACUCUACGACAUGAUAUUGUGAGGCGUCUGCAUGAGGCUGCCUGGAUGAACAUGAUGGAGGAGGCUGCCAGUCAGCUCGAGAGAGACCAUGUGCACAGCGUCUAUGACAAGAUUGCUCCAUAUUUCAACGACAGCCGCUACAAAGCCUGGCCAAAGGUGCAACAGUUCCUGCUGGAUCUGCAGCCGGGCAGCAUCGUGGCUGACAUUGGCUGUGGCAAUGGCAAGUAUCUCCACAUCAACAAGGAGGUGUUCAAGAUGGGAUGCGAUGUCUGUCGCCCCCUGGUGGACUUUGCCUGGAGCCAAGGUCACGAGGUCCAGAUGUGCGACGGGCUGCAUCUGCCUUACAGAGACGGCUGCUUCGACGCUUUGCUCUCUAUUGCAGUUAUCCAUCACUUGUCCACCAAAGAGCGUCGUAUUCGAGCAAUAAAGGAGAUGGCUCGCACCCUGCGAGUGGGCGGACGCAUAAUGAUCUAUGUGUGGGCCAUGGAGCAGAAACGUCGUAAAUUCGAGAAACAAGACAUCUUUGUUCCUUGGAACCCCAACCCUCAAUCGCCCACGGAGCCCGCCAAACCCAGAAAGAGGGCCACAGCUCAGAGUGUGAGCGAAGCCAUAGACAACGCCGACAAGCACAGGAAGGUUAGAAGCACAUCUUCCGUAGCAGACGAAGAAGAGCUGACCUGCACCACACCACAGCAGAGCACACAGAGACUGUGGUUCUUCUCUAGGUCUCUGGAUUCUGUGUUCGACUUUGGGAGCUUAUCCAUCUCACGGUCGUCCUCCAGAGACCUGAGCACUUUAUCCUCGCCCACAGGUGAGAACGAGCGGAACAAGAGCAGCCAUUGGGGGAGAGGACGAGGCCUCAUCAAACAGGUCUCAAGCUUCUUUUCCCCAACGUCUGUGAUCGGAUCGGAGGAGGACGUCUUUGACUCGGUCACAAACCUGCACAAGGGACAAAAUGCUCCUGGAGGCAACAACAACGGCCCAGAAAACCAGAGUGUCUCAGUGUCUUUGGCCCAGGAGUGCGGCUCUCUGGCCCUGCCAGAUCUGGUUCCUUUCCAGAAGGAGCACCUGAAGCAGUCUUCAGAUGAAAGUGAAGGAGGGCUGCAGGGGAAAGAGCAGCAUGAAAGCACAAAGAGUUCUCAGGGGAGCGAGAGGCAGGUGGAGGGCUCCUGCCUGAGGUACUAUCACGUCUUCAGGGAGGGAGAACUGGCCGAGCUGAUAGAGAAUCAUGUUGAUGAGCUUCUUGUCAAACACACCUACUUUGAUCAUGCCAACUGGUGUGUGGUGGCAGAGAAAGUUCAGAUAUGUAAAAUAUAAUUUUAACUUGAUUUUAUUGUUGCAUAACUGCCUCAAGUUUCAGCACUCUCACACAUGUGUAUUACACUCAUGUGAAAUGUAGACAUUGUUGAAGGUACAACAAACACUAAACUACUCCACUACGGCAGAGCUUUACUUAACUGUUUGGAAAUUGUGAUUAUUAGGUUAUUAGUUUCCCGUUGUCCUAGAACCAAUCAUAUCUAGCAUUGAAAAAGUUGACAUGGCCUCACUAAUAGUUUUGCAGCUGUAAAGUGUUUUGCUUUUGAAUGCCUAUUAUUGUAAACUUUUCCACAUUUUUUAUUUAUUAUAUGAAACCAACAAGCAGUAUCCAGAUAUCCUGGGCAUUCUUUUAGAAAUUAUAAUUAUAUUUUUAUUAUCAAACCACAGUGAGCUCCAGUACUGCUAGUGAUUUUAACUCUUUUAUUUUGAUGUAUUAUUUCUGCAAGAGAUAUGUUAAGAAAUGCACUGUUUCUCUCUUUAGAAUUUUAUAUUAACCAACUAAGAUUUUGUGAGAAUAUACAUACUCUUCCACCUGCCGUUAAAUGUUUUAAAUUGAUUACACUGGAAAGUAUUUCUUUGUUUUUUUAUUUUAUAAUUAUACAUUCCUUAAAUCUAACAAUGAGCUAAACUUGCAGCAAUUAUACUUCUUGAUAGAACUGUGUAAACGGCUCGUGUAAUCUUUCAUAACACUAUCAUAAGAGCCUGAAGAAUAUCUUCCAAAACAUUUGUGCAUUUGCCUGUUGCGUUUUGAUUCAAAGAACGCGUUGCCAGUGUGUGUGUGUGUGUGUGUGUGUGCUUGAUGUUUUAAAUAGUUAUUUACCAUCUUGUGUGGAAGUAACAAGCUGAACUAUACCACUGGUAUCUUUUAGAAAAUCAACUGCCUGAUAUACUGUGAAUUAAUAUUGCACUGUACCACAAAUAUCUCACAGCUUGAUGUCAGUGAAUUACAUAAAAAUAGGUGAAAUUUAAAACGUACCAAUGUACCUAUUUAUGCCAAGGACUGUGCGUGUCCGUAACAGUACAGUAUGUGUGGACCAACUGUGUAUGUUCUGAAGUGACACUGGUACCUUGAUGUCUUAUCUUACCUGAUGUAAAUACUUUUGAGUUUUACUUUAUUAAAUAUUUUUGUUCAUGAGUUUA
Messenger RNA from Trematomus bernacchii (emerald rockcod), 2710 nucleotides. RefSeq names its product tRNA methyltransferase 9B (gene trmt9b). Gene Ontology annotation, cellular component: nucleus; cytoplasm. Gene Ontology annotation, biological process: tRNA wobble uridine modification. Gene Ontology annotation, molecular function: S-adenosylmethionine-dependent methyltransferase activity; tRNA binding. Lineage: Eukaryota; Metazoa; Chordata; Actinopteri; Perciformes; Nototheniidae. Bases 299 to 1570 code for a protein of 423 amino acids. The transcript has 4 exons. The record is from RefSeq and is a predicted model, not a curated record.